AAGGCUUUCCCAGGGCAGCCAUUGGUUCUCUGGAACUAUAAAACAUGCUCAUCCCGAAACAGCCUCAUUUUCUUUCUCAGAGGCAGCCAGAAGCGAAUGGGCAUGGAGUGGCCGGGCGCCUGGGAGCCGCAAGGCGCGGAAGCGAUCAGGCGCUUCCAGGGGCUGCUGCUGGACCGUCGGGGUCGGCUGCACAGCCAGGUGCUGCGCCUGCGCGAGGUGGCCCGGCGCCUGGAGCGGCUCCGCCGGCGCUCCCUGGCGGCCAACGUGGCGGGCAGCUCGCUGAGCGCAGCUGGCGCCGUCGCAGCCAUCGUGGGGCUCUCGCUCAGUCCGAUCACCCUGGGGGCCUCACUCCUGGCGUCUGCCGUGGGGCUGGGGGUGGCCACCGCCGGAGGGGCCGUCACCAUCACGUCGGAUCUCUCCCUGAUCUUCUUCAACUCCCGGGAACUGCGGAGGGUGCAAGAGAUCGCCGCCACCUGCCAGGACCAAAUGCGUGAGAUCCUGAGCUGCCUCGAGUUCUUCUGCCGCGGGCAGGGCCGCGGGGACCGCCAGCUGCUGCAGUGUGGCAGGAACGCCUCCAUCGCCCUGUACAACUCGGUCUACUUUAUCGUCUUCUUCGGUUCGCGAGGCUUCCUCAUUCCCAGGCGGGCCGAGGGGGCCAGCAAGGUUAGCCAGGCCGUGCUGAAGGCCAAGAUUCAGAAACUGGCCGAGAGCCUGGAGUCCUGCACCGGGGCUCUGGACGAGUUCAGCGAGCAGCUGGAGUGCCGGGCCCUGCUCUGCACCAAGUCCAGCCAUGGCCGGGACCUCACGACCUCUGGGGCCCAGCACGCAGGGCUGUUUUUCUGACAUCCUUUCUCCCUAGUGAUGGAGACCAGAAACUAUCUCCACGGGAUGCUCCAGAUUUAUAACUCUUGCAGGAAAACACCGGUUGGGGUUAGGAGUUGGGUGCAAAAAAAUGAGAAAAACCGUUCUUGAUUGGGUGGGUCCUCACGGCCCACCGUUUUCCACCGCUGUAACAUCCUGCUUCGCACUCGCGUGAUCCCAGGGGAAUAUGUGACCCUGAAACUUUCCUUUAUCAAAACCUUCGCACUCCUAUUUUAAAGUUCUUUCGAGGUCCCUGACUGUGCCCUCGUGGUCUGAGCUGAGCCUGGAGGGGGUGGCGCCCUCUAGGUCCUCUCCAAGCCCCACUAGGCUCUGAGGUCCUCCAAAUGGUCCACCGAGAGGAAAUACUUGCUUCAAAACCUCUCUUCCAGGGAACCAGCAGUUAGCAUAAUGGCUAUGUCGCUGGACUCCCACGUAGUUGACCGCGGUUCGCUUUUGCGUC
This is a messenger RNA of Tupaia belangeri chinensis (Chinese tree shrew), 1321 nucleotides long. It is a transcript of the gene APOLD1, whose product is annotated as apolipoprotein L domain containing 1. Gene Ontology annotation, molecular function: lipid binding. The transcript has 2 exons. Gene Ontology annotation, cellular component: extracellular region; membrane. Lineage: Eukaryota; Metazoa; Chordata; Mammalia; Scandentia; Tupaiidae. Gene Ontology annotation, biological process: lipid transport; angiogenesis; lipoprotein metabolic process. Bases 97 to 843 code for a protein of 248 amino acids. The record is from RefSeq and is a predicted model, not a curated record.